CUUCCUUUUCUUUCUUUGACCUCUAAUGUUUUAUGCAUUCGCAUUUAUGCAUGUCCAGGACCCUGCACUCACUCUAUCUGGUCUCCCCGGACCCUGCAUUCACUAUAUCCGUCUCCCCGGACCCUGCAUUCACUAUAUCCGGUCUCCCCGGACCCUGCAUUCACUAUAUCCGGUCUCCCCGGACCCUGCACUCACUAUAUCCAGUCUCCCCGGACCCUGCAUUCACUAUAUCCGGUCUCCCCGGACCCUGCAUUCACUAUAUCUGGUCUCCCGGACCCUGCACUCACUAUAUCUGGUCUCCCCGGACCCUGCAUUCACUAUAUCCGGUCUCCCCGGACCCUGCAUUCACUAUAUCUGGUCUCCCCGGACCCUGCACUCACUAUAUCUGGUCUCCCCGGACCCUGCAUUCACUAUAUCUGGUCUCCCCAGACCCUGCACUCACUAUACCUGGUCUCCC
Staurois parvus is the source of this 457-nucleotide messenger RNA. Lineage: Eukaryota; Metazoa; Chordata; Amphibia; Anura; Ranidae. The record is from the annotation of a GenBank genome assembly.